AUGCGCAUCUCUUUGUCAGACAUUGCGUGGACCGUCACGGUCCUGGCUAGCUUCCUUGCUACCGCAGAUGCCGCUCUCACACGAAUUCUCUCGCAGAAGCUGCAAUCUUCGAUCAAGACUAGCGGCCUCAUCGGAAACCUGAAGGAACUCGACAAGAUCGCCACUGCAAAUGGCGGAAACAGAGCUUUUGGUCUCCCUGGAUAUGAUGCCUCGCGUGACUAUGUCAUGUCCAGAGUCUCUGGUUCACAAAAAUGGAAAUCGUGGACGCAAGACUUGCCGGCUCUCUACAACGACGUGGUAUCCAUUUCUUUCAAAGUGGACGAUGAAGACAUCUACGUCUUUGGAUUGACAUACUCUCCUUCGACAACUCCAGAAGGGGUUACAUUGCCUCUCGUUCUUGGUCCUAACGGGACCGCCGCCUGCGAUGUUGCUGGCUACGCAGGUCUAGACGUACAAGACAAGAUUGUUCUUGUCGAACGAGGAACUUGCCCCGAAGGUGGCACACUUGCUGGAAGGAUCCGCCCUGCUGUGGCUGCUGGAGCCAGCAACGUCAUCAUUUACAACAACGUCUCCCCAAAGGUCACCGGAGGUACGCUCUCUGCUCCCGACGAAGUUGGCUAUAGAUCAAGCGGGUUCAUCAACCAGGACGACGGUCAACGAUUAAAGGCUCGACUUGAAGCAGGCGAGGAACUCAUUGCUUACUUUCAGCAAACUCAGACUGUGGAAACCCGUAUCACACAGAAUGUGAUCGCAGAGUCAAAGGGUGGUGAUCCACGAAACGUCAUCAUGCUUGGAGCUCAUUUAGAUUCUGUCAAGGCCGGUGCUGGAAUCAACGAUGACGGAUCUGGAUCGAGUCUACUGCUUGAGAUUUUCGAUGGACUCCAGCGUCUUGACUUCCGGAACAAGAUUCGUCUCGCAUGGUGGGGAGCAGAGGAGAACGGCCUCGUCGGAUCCAAAUACUACACUGCAAACAUCAACAACACUCGCGAGGCAGACGAUCUGCUUGCAUACCUCAACUUCGACAUGGUUUCUCGUGGGUACUGGGGAGUUUUCGAUGGAGAUGGCGACACUCACGGCCUUGCCGGAGCCCCUGGAUCCGGUGCGAUCGAGAAAUUAUUCGUGGACUAUCUUGAAUCUCAGAACAAGACUGUUCGAGCAGCUGUCUUCACCGGUGGCAGUGAUUAUGCUAGCUUCAUGUCCACUUUGAACAAGCCUGUCGGUGGCCUUCACACUGGAACCGGUGUUACGGAGGAUGACUGCUAUCAUCAGGCCUGCGAUGUGUUUGGCAACUUCAAUGAGGAACAGAUCACUGUCAAUGCGAAAGCAGCCGCGCAUGUUCUAGCAACACUUGCGAYGGAGGGACAGAAUCUCAUUCCCAAAGGCAAUCGCACUGCGCCUAGAGAUGUCAUGGAUGAGAUCUACAAGCGGGAGGAAUGGUCGAAUGCUACGAUCAUUGACGAUGACUUCUUCCCGUGGACUGUUGUCGAGGGUGAGCGUCACACUGGUACUUGCGGUCACGAUAUCUAA
Messenger RNA from Ramularia collo-cygni, 1527 nucleotides. Its product is annotated as related to aminopeptidase Y precursor, vacuolar. Gene Ontology annotation, molecular function: metalloexopeptidase activity. Gene Ontology annotation, biological process: proteolysis. Lineage: Eukaryota; Fungi; Ascomycota; Dothideomycetes; Mycosphaerellales; Mycosphaerellaceae. The record is from RefSeq and is a predicted model, not a curated record. The transcript has 2 exons. The coding region runs from base 1 to 1527 and encodes 508 amino acids.